AUGAAUGAAGAAACCCAAGUUUGGACUGACGAUCAAUCGUCCAAUGAUUCGUCCGACUCCGAUUCGUCUCGUGCCAACGAAUGGAUUCAACAUAUUGUGAACAACUCGCUAUUUUUUGUCAAAUUCGAUCUAGUUUGCAACUCCAAGUCCAUGUUAUUCGACGACGAUUUGUUUUUCCGCAACGAAUACCGCCGAUUGUCCAUACGGAAAAAGGAAAGCAUUUUAUCACGGUUCGGGCAGCGGGACAAGAGCAAACAUAAACUAUUUCGCGUAAGCGUAAUCGAUGCGUCGAAAAAAGAUCUGAUCAACGGAGUCCAGAAAGAUGUCAUAAUUAGCAUCGCACCAAAAAAAAACAUACUUUUAAAAGAAGUUGUACCCUUAACCGAGACUAUUCUAGGAUUAACAACAAGCCUCUUUCCUGACGGACGCAAGCUAAUGGUGGAUAAAAUCAAAGAAUACUCGGUUUUCACGAAGGGUAAACUGGUUAAAUCUAAAGACUGGAUAAAAGCUAUUGAUACAGAAUCGGUGACUGUCGAAAAUUUCGAAUCGUUAUUAAUCGGAUCAACCAAAAUUCCGAGUAUCGUUAAAAUAACGUUUGUCGAAAUGAUCGAACCAGAUAUGAGCAACUCUAUCGAGAUCAAGAUAACCAACUUUAUGGAUCUGAUACAAAGUCAGGAAACGUUGUUCGAUAAGGAAGAUAUUCAAACGAUGAGUAAUAACGAUCUUAUAUUCAGCAUGAUCUACAUUUCUAAAGAAUACACCCAAAAUGAUGAACUCGACGUGAAAUUUUGCUAUCCUACUCGCGAGAACAAUUGUCUUUUCAAUUCUAGAGGCAGCUUCGUAACACUGCAUUCAAUAUUCAACCAUUCUUUCGAGCAACAAUCGGUUAUGACAUGUUUGAAAAUUAGAAACGUGGUAUACUAUACAACUUACACGAUGGUUGACGACGGCAUUUUGUUGUUAGGUUUCAACUCCAAAUACUCGUCCGUGUUUGCGGUGAAAAAGAAAAGUGAGCAGAUCUGUCGCUGCCUCAAUGCACUCUACUACGGCAAAGCUUUCAACAAACCUGCUGAUCAGCAAACGGAGUUGAUGCAGCUGUGCGAAAUGAUACGCCAUUCGAUCAAAGCCAACAGGCAUUGCGAUAGGUUUGAAAAAACCUUUCCGCAAGCACACCUGGUACCUUUGCCGAAGGAAAUUCAACUACGCAUCGACGACGCUCUGGGAGAAAUAGAGGCAAUGGACUAUCGCAACUGGAAUGAUGAUUUUGUGGAUCUCUUUUGCAUGAUGACUGUGGUAGGCUGUGCACUUUACUACAAGCAACAACUAGUUUGUACACAUCUUAGCGGGCAAUACGUGAUGGAUGUGGAAGCAGUAUUGAAAAAUUUUGGAAUAUUUGAGAUAUUUAACACUACCGAUGUCAAAAACUUGGCCAUUUGGAGAAAGUUCUAUCCAAAGCAAUACUGCGAAGAAGGCUUUCACGAGAAAAACGAUGCAUACCUAAUGCUUGCGUCGAUCGGUAGCCUUUUGAUGGUGGUGAUUUUGGAGGUUCCAAUCGAUACAGCCCACAACAAAUCAUUUUCGCGAUACAUCGAUGAAAUACAAGAUAUGCUGAGAUACUUCAAAUCUACGGGAAUUGAGCAUCUUAUUCGCAUAUGGGUCGAGUCUAACAGACGUCCACAGUGCGUUUCGAGUAAUGUUACAAACAUGGAGCCGCACCAGAACCUUUCUCCAGGAUUGAAUGAUGAACGAUCACAAAUGGCAAAAGGACACGAUGAAGAAUCGAACGCAUCCAGCUCCAUUAAAACUCCGCCUGCUCGCGAAGAAAAUUAUACAGAUCACGAUGACGAUGACGACUCCGAUUGGGGCCAAAGCGUGGACAGCAGUCAACGGAGCAGCAGUUUCGAUAUAACUGAUUUGUCGUCUGAAAGUCGGUGCAAAGAAUUUUCCGAACUCGUACCAACAUUGAUCACUUGUGGUAUUGAGAAUCUACUUUAUUACUACGUGCAACUAGAAGCGGGGGCAGGUUGCUUCUUAGCACCGACAUUCAACGGAACAACCACACCAAAAACGGACAUAGUGAUGAACCUGUUUCGGAAAACCUGUACCCUCAUUCACACGACGUUCGAGAAUUCAAGAAAAUUUCGAACACUCCUCAUCAACGAGUCUAGCAAACUAAACACUCAGCGCUCUCUUCUGCCGAUCAAGGAACAAGGAAUUCGCUUAUCUCUAACAAAAGAUCACAUAUCCGGAGAGCGAUUAGACGUUUGGGUCAUCGGAAGGCUAUUUCACAGUCCAGCAAAGGAGCUGUACGUUUGUUUACGCGCAGAUGCACCUCAAAAUAUGGUGGAGCUUGCAUUUCGUAUUUGUUUAACCUGCGCGGGGUGAAAUACUGAAAGCGAGAUAUUUAGAGUCUUUGAGGACUAUUUGAAGAUAAUUCA
Molecule: messenger RNA, 2438 nt
Organism: Anopheles cruzii
Lineage: Eukaryota; Metazoa; Arthropoda; Insecta; Diptera; Culicidae
Gene: in
Product: protein inturned
Exons: 1
Coding region: 1-2385 (794 amino acids)
Biological process (GO): cilium assembly; vesicle-mediated transport; establishment of planar polarity
Cellular component (GO): cilium; cytoplasm
Source: RefSeq, a predicted model, not a curated record